CCAUAUUCAGAGGCAGUCAGUCUGAAUGCCAGUACCAGGAGGCAAUAUUGAGAGAAGGCCUCAGCAUCUAUGCAUUGUUGUGCUACUCUGUAGUAACUGGCUGGUCUUUGUGUGAGAGAGGAAGCUAGAGUAGAUGGACCAAUGAUCUGAUCCAACCAGGCUCUUCUGAUGUCCUAAAAUGUCUGCCUUUUGUGCUAGGGAAGUAAACAAUGUGCAACCUAGAACCUCCCGCUUUGGUUUUGAACUGCAAUACUGAAAGUCACAGGUUGGUUCACUCGACUUGGGCAUUCCCUCCUUGAGAGCCAUGGCUCAGUGGAAGAUCUUCUGCUUGACAUGCAGAUGGUCCCAGGUUUGAUCCCCAGCAUCUCCAUUAAGGAUCAGGUUGUCAUGUGAAAGAGCCUGAAACUUCAGAGAGUUGCUGCUGAUCAUCUGUUCGUGUGUUCUAGUUGGAUCAAGAAAGAAUAUGUCGACAGUGGGAGGGGACUGUUGGGCCCUUCUGGAAGCUGCUCUGGAGCAGGGAUUGAAGACAGAAGAGAAAGAAUCCACUUGCCCUGGAGAAGCCCAACUGCCUGAUGACACCCAAGAUGGAAGAAGUGGGGGAUUCUGGGAAAGAAGCAUGCGGACAUUUCCAGGAGAGGAGGCAGUCAGCUCUGACACACAGCGCCUGCACUUCCGGCAGUUCCGCUAUCAGGAAAUGGAAGGGCCCCGUGAGGUUUGCAACCAGCUACAUUCUCUUUGCUGUCUGUGGCUGAAGCCAGAACAAUACACAAAAAAACAAAUCCUGGACCUGGUGAUCCUGGAGCAGUUCCUGGCUGUCCUGCCCUCAGAGAUCUAUAGCUGGGUCCAAGAAAGCCGUCCAGAAACCUGUUCUCAGGCAGUGGCCCUGGCAGAAGGUUUCAUCCUGAAGCAGGCAGAGGGGAAAAAGCAGGAAGAGCAGGGCCUCUCAUCAGAUGUGACCGCUUGUCAUUCCAUCAGAUGCCAGCCAGAGAGCAUUCCAUCAGAUGCCAGCCAGAGUCUGCCAUUGAGGUGGGUCGUGCAGGAGGGUGCCCGAGACGCUGUUGUCUCACUGGGUGACAGAUUGAGACCAGCUUUAAGCGCUGAAUGUCCUACCCUUUGUGAUGGAGUUGAAACAGCUUUGGUGCAGCCAUAUCAGGAUCCCGUCUCAUUUGAGGAGGUGGUGGUAUGCUUCACCAAGGAGGAGUGGGCACUGCUGGAUCCGGGCCAACGGGCUCUGCACAGGGAAAUCAUGGUGGAGAAUUAUGGGACCAUGGCUUCUCUAGGAGAGGGAGGCAAGAGAAAGAGGAAAAACGAAUCCCCCAGAAACUCAGGGGUAAGAAUCAGCAGCAGAGGAGGGGAAGAGAAGAGCAUGGAGACAGAAAUAGAGAAGACAAAUGCAUCUUCCACUCCUCUGAGCAGCAUCUCCCAUGAAAUCUUAGCCCAAGACACAUCUGAGAAAGAAGAGGAAAGGAGCAAAUGUCUUCUGUGUGGUGAAUGCUUCAGCUGCAAGGCAGAUCUUCAUGCUCACUGGAGGACCCAUACAGAGGAAAAGCUGUUCAAAUGCUUAGAGUGUGGGAAAGGUUUCAGCCAGAGGGAAAAACUAAUCAGACAUCAAGGGAUCCACACUGGGGAGAAGCCCUACACUUGCCUAGAGUGUGGGAAAAGCUUCAGCCGGAGAGAUAAACUGAUCAGGCACCAAGGGAUCCACACAGGGGACAAGCCAUACAAAUGCUUGCAGUGUGGGAAGAGUUUCAGAGACCGGACAGAUCUCACAUCGCAUCUGAGAAUCCACACAGGGGACAAGCCAUAUAAAUGCCCUGAGUGUGGAAAGAGCUUUAGCCAGAGUUCAUACCUGGCCUCCCAUCGAACCAUCCACACUGGGGAGAAACCACACAAAUGCCUGGAGUGCGGGAAAAGUUUCCUAUGGAACCACAGGCUUCUAUCCCACCAGAGAAUCCACACAGGUGAGAAGCCAUAUCAGUGUUCCAUCUGUGGGAUGAGUUUCAGUCAGAAGGUGUACAGUACUGCACAUGAAAUGAUGCACAUGGGGAAAAACCCCUAUGAAUGCUUUGAGUGUGGCAAGAACUUCACCCGUAGCACAACCCUGACGACGCAUCAGAGAAUCCACACCGGGGAGAAACCCUUUAAAUGUUCCGAAUGUGGGAAGGGUUUCAUUAAGAAUUCUGCACUGACACGACAUAAGAGAGUCCACACAGGGAAAAAACCAUACAAAUGUCCAGACUUUGGUGUGCGGUUUUCAGAUAGUUCGGCUCUUAUGAAGCAUCCACAAGUUCUCACAGGGGAAGAAUUGUGGGCAGGACGUGGGAGAGAAGCUGACAACUCAUCUUUGGUGGCUGCAAACCUGAACAGUUGGGAUAAAGAUCUUGGCAAGGAUUCCAUUAAAUCAGACACUCUGCCUGCCAAACAAAAUAUGGCCAAAGGAAAAAAAUAUUUGGGAGCUCUUUGGGGGGCUUCCUUGGAGGAAACUAUAAAAAAGGAAGACUUGGCAGAGCCUGAAGCCUGCAAAGACCGCAAUGGCCUUUGGGUGGGGAGCAGUGGGGAUUUCUGGGAAGGAACCCUGCUGAAAAUCCAAGCUGAAGAAGUCCCCAGCCCAGAUCUACAGUACCAGCAAUUCAGACACCUCCCUUACCAGGAGGCCAAGGGGCCACGAGAGGUUUGCAGCCAACUCUACUAUCUUUGUGAUCAAUGGCUGAAGCCAGAAAGGCACACCAAGAAAGAGAUGCUGGACUUGGUGAUCCUGGAGCAGUUCCUGGCCAUCCUGCCCCCAGAGAUGAAGAACUGGGUCCGGGAAUGUAGGCCAGAGACCAGUUCCCAGGCGGUGGCCCUGGCAGAAGGCUUCCUCCUGAGCCAGGCAGAAAAUACGUACUUGGAAGAGCAGGUACAGGAGGUUCCUUUGGACACUGAAAAGAACCUGCCUUCUAGGGGGAUUGUAGCGAAGCAUGACCAAGAUGCCACCUCAUUGGACAAUGGAAUAGCAUCAACGAUAAGGUCCAAAUUUUCUCCUGUUCCGUAUAUGGAGGAAACAGCUUCUGGCCAAUUAGAUCUGAGUCUGGUGUCCUUCAAGGAGGUGGUGGUAUGCUUCACCGAGGAGGAGUGGGAACUGCUGAAUCGAGGCCAAAGGGCCUUGUAUGGGGAAGUGAUGGAGGAGAAUUAUGAGAUGGUGGCCUCUCUGGGUGUGGGUUGGAGGAGGGAGAAUGAAGGAGACGCAUUUACAGUUGGCCAAUCUGAAGAGGAGGAAGAACAGAAACAAGAAAACAGUGAAAGGAGCUGGAACAAAUCUUCUGCUUCUCAGGGUGGUGAGAUCCACUUAGCCCUAAUUCAAGAGCAAGUAGACAUAGCAAAGGGACAGAUCCAGUGUCCUGUGUGUGGAAAAUGCUUCAACAUUCAAUCCAAAUUUAAUAACCACUGGACAGUCCACACCGGGGAAAAGCCAUUCAAAUGCUCAGAGUGCGGGAAGAGCUUCCGUCAGAGAAACAAACUGACUACGCAUCAGCGAAUCCACACAGGGGAGAAACCAUAUCUGUGCAUGCAAUGUGGGAAGAGCUUCAGUUGCAACACACACCUUACACUACACAAAAGGAUUCACACAGGGGAAAAACCAUAUAAAUGCCCACAGUGUGGAAAAAGCUUCAGUGUUCGUUCAAACCUUCGACGACAUCAGAGAAUCCACACUGGGGAGAAACCAUAUGAAUGUCCUGAGUGCAGCAGGGGUUUUGUGAAUAAUGCCGACCUUACAAGGCACCAAAGGAUCCACACAGGAGAGAGGCCUUUUAAAUGCGCUGAGUGUGGGAAACGUUUCAAUCAGAGGGAUGAACUGACCAUACAUCAAAGAAUUCACACAGGGGAGAAACCUUUCGUUUGCUCAGUGUGUGGAAAGAAGUUCCGUGGGAAGAGUUCACUUUCCAAACAUCAGCAGAUUCACACGGGGGAGAAGCCCUUCAGAUGCUCUGAAUGUGGAAAGAGCUUCCUUAAUAACAGAGGCCUUACGAGGCAUCAGAGAAUUCACACUGGGGAGAAGCCCUUUACGUGUUUGGAGUGCAAUAAGAGCUUUUCUGAAAACUCAACCUUAAAGAAACACUUGAGAAUCCACAGUGGGGAGAAACCUUUCACAUGUUCAGAGUGUAGCAAGGGUUUUUGUGAAAACUCAGCCUUGAACAAACAUUUAAGGAUUCAUGCAGAGGAGAAGGCAUAUGAGGGAUUGUGAUACGGGAAGUCGUUCAGAGUUCAGUACGUUUUGAAGAGGUGUACACAUAUUUCACCAAGGAAGAAUGGACUCUCCUGGCACUGUAUGUGAAAUCAUGCUGGAAAAUUUGUCAUUCAUAAGAACUUAGUAUUGCAUCUUUUCACUGGUCACUCAACUGGUGGUGGGGUUGAGUGGGAAAGAGCAACCACCUAUAAGAAUCCACGGGUGGCACAGACUGGCAUAUUUUGGUGAUGAAAAUGCCUGCACUUCCAGUGAAAGCAGACAAGGAAGCUCAUCCUACUGAUUUCUUUGAUGGCAUGGCUGCUUUUCCUGGAAUACUGAGCUCUCCAACAUGGCUGAUCUCAUAUUAAGGAAAUACCUUUCAAAUUACAAUGUAGACCAUUCCGGUGUAGUCCUGAUCUUUGUAUAUCGGCUUCUGUGCAUUCACAUAUAUGUAUUACUAUUUCUUUGAUUUGGUCUCAGAUGGGAAGAGUACAGGGUUUCAACUUAGUUAUUUCUUGUUCAAUGCUUCAUUAUUUUCCCACUUUAAAAUAAAUUACAACAUUUAACUGAAGUACAUCUAGACUAUUAAAAUUAAAUACACACACCAAAUACUGGGAUAAAUAAAACUGUUUAUACCAGAAGUCUAAAACUGAACUGGGGAAGAUGCUAAGCGGACAGCUGAAGGCAGGGAGUUCCACAAAGGAGGCGCCACUGCAGAAAAUGCCCUGUGGUCACUUGCUUCAUCAAGGUACAAGGGCACCCAGUGAACUUUAGGUCAAUGAGGAUUUGAACCUGGGUCUCCCCAGUUCUAUUCAAGCACAUUAAUGACCACACCACACUCACAAUCAAGGAAGUAUUUUUAGGGAUAUGUGAGGGGCUGUGGCUUAGUGGUACAGCAUCUGGUUGUGAUGCAGAUCCCAAAUUCAAUCCCUGGUAUCUCCAGUUAAAGGUGACCAGGAAGUAGGUGGUGUGAAAGACCUUUGCCUGAGACUCUGCAAGUCUGAGUAGAGAGUACUGACUUCAGUGGACCAAUGGUCUGAUUAAGGCAGCUGAUUCAGUAUAAUGGCUGAUUCAGCAUAAGGCAGCUUCAUGAUGCGUAGAUGAGAGAUAAAAUAAUGGUACUUACCAAAUAAAUGCAUUAUUUGCCAUAUAUACUCUUCAGGGUCAGGAAAAGGGCAGACAAGAACACGUUCUGAAAUUUGUCUAGUUUGAAUCAACAGUCCAAAUGACACCCUUACAUUUUUUGCCUGUUUGCAAGCAGGCUAGGCCUUGAUUUAAUACAGAGUCCAACUUGGGUAGAAUAUUUUGACGGGUUUCUCAGUAGUAAUUCUAAAAUAGGGAUCCAGCAAUAACUUUUUGACAUGGUCAUACCACUGUGAGCUCACAUAACAGGGCGUGAUUCUAGUCUAGUAGCACCUUAAAGACCAACAGGUAUGAGCUUACAAGAGUCAAAGCUCUCUUCAUCUGUAAAUCUUGUUGGCCUUUUAAAAUGCUACUUGCUUCAAACUUUGCUCUUCUAGUGCAGACCAAAACAGUUACCUAUCUGAAAGUAACCAGAUGUGAACUUUAAUGUUCUGUAGUGGCUGAUGACCACAGUGCUUGGCAGGUAUCAGUCUGCCCACUGGACAAAAACCUAAUCACUCUGAGCUGUGACUUGCCCCUAGCAUAGAAGAGAAUUCAUACAGACAGCAGGAGAUUGUCAGCACUGAGACCAGGACAAGUGGAGAACUUUGUCACCUUGUAAUGAAGGAAAGUAGUAGAUAUGUUCCACAUUCCAUCCAGUUAGUGAAUGCACGGAAGAAGAAUUUCCAAAGCUCCCAAUGCUGAUCUGGUCCAGUCACCAACAAUGAGAAACAGCAAAGAGAAAUCCUUUAUCGUAGCUUUGUGUUUUGAGUUUUUGGGAACAUUCAAGAUAAAUGAGACAUGAGCUUGCAGAAAAUGUGGCACUGUUCUUAGAUAUGUGACAUUAAAGGCGACCCUAAUACAGAGUUUGAAGCAAGUCACUAAACAUUAUACAAAAAUUCCAUUAGCUUACAGGAUAACCCCCCUGCCCAAGAUGGAAAGGGAAAAUUAGACACACAAUUCUAGAUCUAUGUAUUAGGCACAUGACUCGCUGAUUGAAAAUAUCUGAAGUGUUCCUCAAUGCUUGAUACCUGAUAGAGGUAUCUGCUGCAUUUGCAAGGCAGAGAAUUGCAUGUUUUCAUCAUGUGUAAAGGACAAUUUCACGCCUCUGUAAGCCAACUAUUAUUUACACUGGAGAAUACAGGACACCUUUGAGCCAAGCAAAGUAAACACAUUUGUUUGAAAAUGGCAUACACAAUCUACCCAAUUCUAAAUCAAAGCACAAAAUAUGGUUCCAAAACCUUAAGAAAUGUCCCAGCAGUUGUCUAUCAAUAGCUAAUAGCAGGGAAAGCAAGGUGGAACCUCCAGAUUCAGAACAAAUGUAAGUUUUACUAAAAAUGAAUAAUCAAUUAAAACUGAAGGUGAACUGUUAACAUAAUACCCUUCUUGAAGGUUCCUAUGGUCACCUAGAUGGUCAAUAUAAACUUAAUAAUAAAUAAAUAGGAGGAUCCUGAACACUGGGUCUGAUCCAGCAAGGAUCUUUUUGCAUUCUUUAAAACAGAUUUCAGUGGUUUUUUUCCUUUUCAAUAACAGUUUGCCAUACGAAUCAUAUGGGUUUUUGAUUGAUGGCAGGAAGGCUGGAUAAAUUCACAACAAGCAACCAUGCAUGCGCCAAAAGACAAAGCUGUUCUGAAUUCCUGGCUUCAACUGAAUGUUGUUUCUUACACUCACUUGUUUUUCUCACAAGAAACACAGUUCACAGACAUCUGGGCAUUCAUACAGCCUCUCCCCUAAUGCAGAUCUGACAAAAAUUUGAUUGGUCAGAGAAUCUCAAGUUUGAUUAUUUCUGUACUUGGUGUGAUAGUCAAUCCAUCUGUAUCUGUGCCCCAUCUGAAAUUCUUUUCAUCAUCCAGAUAUUUCUCCAGUCUGCAAGAUUCUCCCAUGUGCAUCAUCUGGUGAGAAGCUAAGCUCACACUCUGGCUAAAGCUUUUUCCGCACUCCAGGCACUUAUAUGUUUCUUCCUCAAGGUGCAGCCUCUGAUGAUAUUUAAGGCUCCCUCCUUGAGAAAAACUCAUGGGACACUCAGAACAUUUGUAAGGCUUCUCCCCCGUGUGGAUUCUUUGAUGCCUUGUCAAGUCAGAAUUCUUAAUAAAGCCCUUUCCACACUCCAAGCAUGAAAAUGGCUUCUCCCCCGUGUGAAUGCGCUGAUGGGAGAUCAGGACCGAGCGCUGAGUAAAGCUCUUGCUGCACACAGAGCAUUUAAAUGGUUUCUCAUCCAUGUGGAUUCUCUGGUGCCUUGUGAGGUCUGUAUUUUUACUGAAGCUCCUCCCACACUCCAGGCAUUUAUAGGGUUCUUCUUCCAUGUGCAGCCUCUGAUGAUAUUUGAGGCUUCCUCCUUGAGAAAAACUCAUAGCGCACUCUGAACACUUGUAUGGUUUCUCUCCUGUGUGGAUUCUUUGAUGCCUCGUAAGGUCAGUUGUCUUACUGAAACUCUUUCCACACUCCAAGCAUGGAUAUGGUUUCUCCCCCGUAUGGAUUCUUUGAUGGGAAGUCAGAGCUGAGCUCUGGCUGAAGCUCUUUCCGCAUUCUGAGCAGGUGUAUGGCUUCUCUCCUGUGUGGAUUCUUAGAUGGGAAGUAAGAGCCGAGCUCUGGCUAAAGGUCUUUCCACACAAUGAGCAUUUAAAUGGUCUUUCUCCCGUGUGGAUUCUUUGAUGGGUCUUAAAGCUUGCUGUGGUGCUUAACUGCUUUCCGCACUCCAUGCAUUCAAAUGGUUUAUCAACCUUGUGCAUUCUCCAAUGAGCAUUCAGGCUGGAUUUAAAAUUGAAGCUUUUCCCACACACUGGGCACUGGCUCUUUUCCUUUGCUUGGCCUAACCGGCUUUGAGUUGAGAUUAAAUGGUGGUUGUUGCCUUGCCUGACACCAGAUUUCUUCCACUUGUGCAAUUUUGCUUCCGUUUCCUUUCCUGGUUGAUCUUCUUUUUUACAUCGAACUCCAUCCAAUAACUUUGUAGGGACCUCUCCUUCCUUCUUCCCUUCAUCACCUAAUGAGUCAAUAACACACAAAGAAGAUCAAAGCCAAAUUCACAGUCACCCAGUGCAAAGAGGCAGUAGGUUCAGAUUAGACAGCCAAAAGAAAGGGGCUUGUCACAUCACUCAUAAUAAACCUCUGACAUUUAACCUCACAAGAUUCGGGGAUGGUCCUUGGGUUUAUUUUGUUUUUUUAAUGAAAAAGAAAAGGAGCUUGAAGAAAAAAAUGCAGGUUAAAAUCUGUCCAGUAGCUGCUGUUGCAUACAACAGACCAUAAAUCUGUUUUGUGUUUAUACAUUUUUAUAACAUUAUUUUAUAUUUAAUGUUCAAAUGUUUUCAUUCUUUGAUAUUCACCAUCACAAGGACUCCAUUUGGGAGUAAAGGUGAGAUUGAAAUGUUUUAAAUAAAUUUAAAAAUAAAAAAGUUUAAGUAAAAA
This is a messenger RNA of Sphaerodactylus townsendi, 8728 nucleotides long. RefSeq names its product zinc finger protein 420-like. Gene Ontology annotation, molecular function: RNA polymerase II cis-regulatory region sequence-specific DNA binding; DNA-binding transcription factor activity, RNA polymerase II-specific. Gene Ontology annotation, biological process: regulation of transcription by RNA polymerase II. The coding region runs from base 464 to 4222 and encodes 1252 amino acids. Lineage: Eukaryota; Metazoa; Chordata; Lepidosauria; Squamata; Sphaerodactylidae. The record is from RefSeq and is a predicted model, not a curated record. The transcript is spliced from 11 exons.